AUGACUGAGCCUCUCUCUCUCUCUCUCUCUAUCUCUCUCCCUCCCUUUCCCAAGUACGAUGUGUUUAACACCACAGAGCUGGACUGGAGCCAACUGAGUAAGAAGGAAUGCCUGAAAUAUGGGGGGCAACUGGGGGGGAAGUCCUGCCCCUACGUGCCCGAUCUCGCCCUCAUGUCCUUCAUCCUCUUCUUCGGAACCUACUCCAUGACCGUCAGCCUCAAGAAGUUCAAGUUCAGCCGCUAUUUCCCCACCAAGAUCCGGACUUUGCUCAGUGAUUUCUGCACCGUCAUCUCCAUCCUCGUCUUCUGUGGUCUGGACGCGGUUGUGGGGUUGGACACCGUCAAACUGCACGUUCCUGUUGAAAUAAAGCCCACCCGUGCUGACCGCGGCUGGUUUAUUAUGCCGUUCGGGAAGAACGCCUGGUGGGUGUACUUGGCCAGCGCCCUCCCUGCCCUCCUCGUCACCAUCCUCGUCUUCAUGGACCAACAGAUCACUGGAGUCAUCGUCAACCGUAACGAGCACAAGCUGAAGAAGGGAGCCGGUUAUCACCUGGACCUGUUCUGGGUGGGGAUCUUGUUGGCCGUCUGCUCCUUCAUGGGGCUGCCCUGGUACGUGGCAGCCACCGUCAUCUCCAUCGCUCACAUCGACGGCCUCAAGAUGGAGACGGAGACGAGCGCCCCAGGCGAACAUCCCCAGUUCCUGGGAGUCAGGGAGCAGAGAUUCACCGGCGUUGUGGUAUUUAUCCUGACCGGGGUCUCGGUUUUCCUGGCCCCCAUCCUGAAGUACAUCCCGAUGGCUGUGCUGUACGGAGUUUUCCUCUACAUGGGGGUGGCCUCACUGAACGGCAUUCAGUUUUGGGAUCGCUGCAAACUGUUCCUGAUGCCGAGCAAACACCAGCCGGAUCACGCCUACCUGAGGCACGUCCCCCUCCGCCGCAUCCACCUGUUCACCGUGGUCCAGGUCCUCUGCCUGGCCGUCCUCUGGGUCCUGAAGUCCACAGUCGCGGCCAUUAUCUUUCCAGUGAUGAUCCUGGGGCUGAUCAUAGUGAGGAAGCUUCUGGACCUGAUGUUCUCUCAGCACGACCUGGCGUGGCUGGACGACAUCCUGCCCGAGAAAGACAAGAAAAAGGAGGAGGACAGAAAGAAGAAGAAAAAACUGAAAGGGAAAGACCGGGACGAGGACAGCGAGGAUGAGAAAGGGCCGCUGGUUGGAGCUGUGCGUGCUGACCUGUCCCCAAAUAACUCUGACUCUCCAGACAGGAGUAUAACCCUGCGGCUCAGGAUCUCCUGCCCUUCCUCCCCUGCUUUCAACUACGCCCACAACGCCGUCCCUCAGCUAAAGAUAGAAAUGGAGUCAGACUACAACGAGACGGACACUGAGAAAGGGCUGAGAGACCCGGGCAACGAGACCACCUUAUAGCCCCCCCACUCUCUCCCCUCUCCCCCCGCCUGCCGGUAGCUUCACAAUCCAGCCAGUGUCUGGGCCAGCGUACAGCCCGCUCAGCACAGGCUGGGGUGCCACCGACCCACCACACC
Molecule: messenger RNA, 1535 nt
Organism: Callorhinchus milii (elephant shark)
Lineage: Eukaryota; Metazoa; Chordata; Chondrichthyes; Chimaeriformes; Callorhinchidae
Product: electrogenic sodium bicarbonate cotransporter 4-like
Exons: 10
Coding region: 1-1419 (472 amino acids)
Biological process (GO): regulation of intracellular pH; transmembrane transport; bicarbonate transport
Cellular component (GO): plasma membrane
Molecular function (GO): solute:inorganic anion antiporter activity; sodium:bicarbonate symporter activity
Source: RefSeq, a predicted model, not a curated record